AUGCAGACUGCUUCUACAAACAUUUGUGAAAGAAUGGGUCGCUCUCAGGAGCUCAGUGAAUUCAAGCGUGGUACCGUGAUAGGUUGUCACCUGUGCAAUAAGUCCAUCCGUGACAUUUCCUUGCUACUAAACAUUUCACAGUCAACUGUUAGUGAUAUUAUAACAAAGUGGAAGCAACUGGGAACAACGGAAACAUGUAAAAUCACAGAGCAGGGUUAGCACAUGCUGAAGCACACAGUGCACAGAAGUUGCCAACUGUCUGCAGAGUCGAUAGCUAAAGACCUCCAAACUUCGUUUCCAAUGAAGGGAACUCUUAAGACGUCAGCAUACCAAGACAUUUUGGACAAUUUCAUG
Messenger RNA from Staurois parvus, 354 nucleotides. NCBI's taxonomy places the organism in Eukaryota, Metazoa, Chordata, Amphibia, Anura, Ranidae. The record is from the annotation of a GenBank genome assembly.